CUCGUCUACCCACCGAGCCGGCCGGCCGCCUACGCUACCCGAAAUGUCCCGCGGCGAGCGCCGGACUUUCAGCGGCCGCUCACUUACGCACCCGCGCUCGUGCUACCGGAGCUGUCUGCAGGAAUUUUAAUUUAUAUGUCUCGAUAUGUAUCGAGGAGAAUAAAAAACAAAAGACGACGUUCGAGAAGGAAAAUAUCAGUCGAUCUUCGUUAAUUCUAGAGGGCGUACUAUGGGAAAUAGUCAAUAACAAACUGUUCCAGAACGUGAUGCGAGACGUUCUGCAGGACCGAUCCAAUUUAUUUUACUCUCAAUUCAAAAUGAAUUUGCUCGAGAGGAAAAGAGUGAUACAGAAAUCGUACAUAUCUCCACGAACGUUAAUCAACCAUAUAUUAGAAGAAAUGCUGUUUGUCAUAGUGCACGAAGAAUCUGCGUUGGAUACUACGCAUUUGAUUCAGCACACGGAUAUCAGACAUACAAGCUAUCCGAAAGCAGUGUCCGACACGAACAGGAAAAAGACAAUUCAUAAAGAGGCACGAUUAUUGCAUCACGACAGAGAACACCCCGUUGCAAUACCGAAAUCACGGUCGGUAGCGAGAAUAUCCCUCCACGAGAAACCAAUCAUGCAUUAACGUGUAUAUACAGCUGUAUACAAUCAUUAUAGUUGCUAGCUAUUCGUCGCAACGUAAGGAUCCGCGAUCCUCCUGAAUACAGCCAGAAAUUUAUCACCUU
Dinoponera quadriceps is the source of this 729-nucleotide messenger RNA. RefSeq lists its product as uncharacterized. The record is from RefSeq and is a predicted model, not a curated record. The transcript has 5 exons. The coding region runs from base 267 to 629 and encodes 120 amino acids. Lineage: Eukaryota; Metazoa; Arthropoda; Insecta; Hymenoptera; Formicidae.